UCUUUCCUCUGUCUGCAUCCAAGCUUAUUUGGUUGUGAUCAGAUGAUCAGGGCUCAAGGAAGCGAUUGGAGAGCGAGCUGGCUGCAGCUGCACUGUAGGCUGUUUUCAGGGACAAGGAGCCACUGUUUUUCAAACACAGCAUAAACAUAGAAGUUAUUUUGUAGGCUUCAGGAUGCAGAUAUGGGUUGUGCUGCCAGCAUUGUUCUGCUCCAAGCCUUUCGUUCUGUGGUACAGAGGAACUGUCCACAUAUCUGCAGGCGACGACGACGAGAGGAGUUGUCACAUGAAAUUCUGCCGCUGGAUAGCAAUGAUGAAAUGAGCAGACCCAGGACUCUCAUCAUAAUGCAGGAAAAACCCAAACUCUUGGAGCCUCUGGAUUAUGAAGCUGUUAUCACAGAAAUUGAAAAAAGUAUUGGGGACAGCCAGUUUAAGGAUCUGAUAUUAUUCCCUGAUGAUGACUUUUCAAUAGACACAGUUUCACUGGAAAUCAGGACACUGUAUCCUUCUGUACCUGAAGAUGCAGAACAAAAAGCAGAAAAUUUAUUUGUUAGAGAGGCUUGUAAAUACUACAGUUCCCAGUGGCACGUUGUGAACUACAAAUAUGAACAGUAUUCAGAAGACUUUCGACACUUACCACAAAGUGAAUGUAGACCAGAGAAACUGCCAUCACAUUCCUUUGAAAUCGAUCAUGAAGAUGUGGAUAAGGAUGAAGAUACAACAUCCCACUCAUCUUCAAAAGGUGGUGGUGGUGGAGGAGGAGGAGGAGGAUUAGCAGCCGGAGUUUACAAGUCUGGAUGGCUUUAUAAAGGGAAUUUCAACAGCACUGUAAACAAUAGCAUUACUGUUCGGUCAUUCAAAAAGCGCUUCUUCCAGCUGACACAGUUGUCAGAUAACUCAUAUAUUAUGAAUUUUUAUAAAGAUGAAAAAAUAUCGAAGGAGCCAAAGGGAUGUAUUUUCUUGGAUUCUUGUACGGGAGUUGUACAGAAUAACAGGCUUAGGAAACAUGCCUUUGAACUGAAAAUGAAUGACCUCACAUAUUUUGUGCUGGCAGCUGAAAAUGAGCAGGAUAUGGAUGACUGGAUUUUCACUCUCAACAAAAUCCUGCAAAUAAAUCCAGAGGGAGCCAUUCAGGAGAGGAAAAGUGCAGAUCUCACUGAUCUGAAACUUGACCCUGCAGAAGUUUCUGUGAAUUAUGAUUGCUCUCAGGAAGAGACAGAUUCUUCAGAGAACACCUUGCACCCAGACUUUGCAAAAUAUAUCACAGAAACAGAAGAAACAGUGAAAGCUUCUCGAAAUACAGAGCGACUAAACCUUUUCUCUUUGGAUCCUGAUAUAGCAGCAUUGAAUCCUCAGAAAAAGGAGUUUCCAGGGACAAACUUGGUGAUAAAGCCAUUUGAAGAAAAGCCUGCAAAGAGGAUCCUGAUAACUUGCAAAUCCCUCAGUUUGAACCUCCAGGCCUGUGUUACUGAAAAUGAAAAUGAUCCUUCAACCAACGUAGAGCCUUUCUUUGUGAGCGUGGCACUGUAUGAUGUCAGGGAUGGCAGGAAGAUCUCUGCUGAUUUUCAUGUGGAUUUGAACCACCCCCUUGUCAGACAGAUGAUUUCAGGUUCCUCCUGUUCAUUAGAAAAUGGCACAGUUGAAAAUAUAGAUUCAAAUGAAAUGGAAGAACCACAGGUCAAAGGGUUCCCAGAAGAAUGGCUGAAAUACCCAAAACAGGCUCUUUUCUCCAUAAGUAAUCCUCAUUCUGAGAUCGUACUAGUGGCAAAAAUAGAAAAGGUGCUUACAGGAAACAUUGCCAGCAGUGCUGAACCUUACAUUAAGAAUCCUGAUUCUUUUAAGUGUGCACAGAAGGUGUUAAAAUCCAAUAAGCAGUUCUGCAGCAAGCUGGGGAAAUACCGUAUGCCAUUUGCUUGGUCAGUGAGACCAGUGUUUAAAGAUAAUCAGGGAAAUGUUGACAGAGACUCCCGAUUCUCACCUUUAUUCAGGCAAGAAAGUAAUAAGAUUUCCAUGGAAGAUUUGAUGAAACUAAUAGCAGAAUACAGAAGAGCAGAGAAGAUUAGCAAAAUACAGACCAUACCUGGCUGUUUGGAGAUUGCAGUUGAUUGUGUUCCUUUGGAACAUCCAAACUGUGUAACUUCAUCCUUUAUUCCAAUCAAACCAUUUCAUAAUAUAAAGGAGUAUCAACCUACAGUGGAAGUUGAGGAGUUUGUGCAGGAAUCAACAAAAUAUUCUCGACCUUACAGAGUGUACAAGAACCAAAUAUACAUAUAUCCAAAACACCUCAAGUAUGAUAGCCAAAAACACUUCAACAAGGCGAGGAAUAUAACAGUGUGCAUUGAAUUUAAAAGUUCUGAUGAAGAAGGAGCAAAGCCACUAAAGUGCAUUUAUGGGAAGCCAGGUGGAUCAUUAUUUACAACAUCAGCCUACACCUCUGUGCUACAUCAUUCCCAGAAUCCUGAUUUCUAUGAUGAGGUGAAAAUUGAACUUCCCACUCAACUCCAUAAGAAACACCACAUUCUGUUUUCAUUUUAUCAUGUCACCUGUGACAUAAAUGCAAAAGCUAAUGCCAAAAAGAAAGAGGCUCUGGAAACACCAGUGGGAUAUGCUUGGCUUCCUUUGUUGAAAGAUGCCCAGUUAGCUUCCCAAGAACACAACGUGCCAGUGGCAAGCAGUCUGCCUCCCAGUUACUUGAGCCUUCAAGAACCAACUAGUGGAAAGCAGAUCGGCUGUGAUGUAAAAUGGGUAGAUAAUGGGAAACCACUUUUCAAAGUCUCUACUCUUGUUGUAUCAACAGUAAAUACUCAGGAUCCAUACCUGAAUAACUUUUUCCAUCAGUGCCAGGAAAGGGAAAAGGAUCUAUCUCAGCCUCCUACCUCAAACUUUGUCUAUUCUUGUAAGAAUUUGCUGAGGAUUGAGAAGAUCCAUGUAAUUAUGAAUUUUCUUCCUAUAGUUCUGAAUCAACUCUUCUGGGUUUUGGUGCAAAACAGUGAUGAUGAAGUUACAACAGCUGUGACCAGAGUUCUAACCAACAUUGUUGCUAAGUGCCAUGAAGAACAAUUAGACAACUGCAUCAAUUCUUAUGUGACGUAUGUGUUCAGGACCAAAUCAUUUGAUGGAAGAACUGUCCAUGAGGAGCUGUCCAAGAAUAUGACUGGUCUUCUGAAAUCAAAUGAACAAGUAACAGUGAAACAGGUUUUAAAGCAUUCCUGGUUCUUCUUUGCAGUUAUCUUAAAAUCAAUGGCACAGCACUUGGUUGAUACAAACAAAACAAAGGUUUCUCGAACUCGGAGGUUUCCAGAAUCAUUUCAAGCUGAGCUGGAUACCCUUGUGAUGAUUUUAGCAGACCAUGUUCUUUGGAAGUACAAGGAUUCUCUUGAAGAAACCAGGAAUGCAAACUACAGCACUGCCAAAUUUCUCAAGCGCUGUUUUACAUUUAUGGAUCGUGGAUUUGUGUUCAAGAUGGUCAACAAUUAUAUAAGUAUGUUCGGAGCUGGAGAUAGCAAGACUUUACAUCAGUUCAAAUUUGACUUUCUCCAAGAAGUCUGUCAUCAUGAGCACUUUAUCCCUCUGUGCCUGCCCAUAAGGUCUUCAAACAUUCCUGACACUGUGACACCACCAGAAUCAGCACAGGAAUAUCGAACAUCAGAUAUUCCAGAGUACACACUGACUAAUGAAUUUUGCCGUAAGCAUUUUCUAAUUGGAGUCCUGCUGCGGGAGGUUGGUUUUGCCUUGCAAGAAGACCAGGAUAUCAGGCACUUAGCUUUGGCUGUGCUUAAAAACUUAAUGGCAAAGCAUUCAUUUGAUGAUCGAUAUGCAGAGCCGGCAAAACAGGCACAAAUAGCAAACCUGUACAUGCCACUCUAUGGAAUGCUUUUGGACAAUAUGCCAAGGAUUUACAUGAAAGAUAUGUUCCUCUUCAAUAUCAAUACUUCCAAUCAGGGAUCUAGGGAUGACUUGAGCACAGCUGGAGGAUUUCAGAGCCAGACAGCAAUGAAACAUGCAAACUCUGUGGACACGUCCUUUUCCAAAGAUGUUCUGAACUCUAUAGCAGCCUUUUCAUCAAUAGCUAUCUCUGCAGCAAACCAUGCUGACUCCAGAGCUUCCUUAGCAAGUCUUGAAUCUAACCCAAGUACCAAUGAAAAAAACAGUGAGAGAACUGACACGUGUGAAAAGAUCAUGAGACCUUUGUCUUUGAUUGGAUCAACUCUUCGUUUUGACAAGUUGGAUCAAGCUGAAACCAGAAGUCUUCUUAUGUGUUUCCUUCACAUUAUGAAAACCAUUUCGGAAGAUGCACUGAUUUCCUACUGGUUGCGAGCACCAUUCUCAGAAAUAACGGACUUUUUCAGCAUUUUAGAGGUUUGUCUGCAAAAUUUCAGAUAUCUAGGAAAACGCAACAUUGUAAGGAAAAUUGCUGCUGCUUUUAAGUUUGUUCAGGCCACCCAGAAUAAUGGAACCCUGAAAGGUUCGAACUCCUCUGGCCAGGCAUCGGGGCUGCUCUCCCAGUGGAUGCAUUCUACUUCAAGUCACGAUGGCCACAAGCACCACAGAUCUCAAACAUUACCAAUAAUCCGUGGCAAAAAUGCACUUUCUAACCCCAAACUCUUGCAGAUGAUAGACAGUAGCACUGCAAGUACCUCCAGCGAAACAGACAUUGUACAGUACGUAGACACAGAGGCAAACAUUGCCACAGAAGUGUCCCUCACAAUCCUCGACCUGUUGUGUCUUUACACUCUGAAUCACCAGAGGCAGCUCCAGCAAUCUGAUUGCCAGAAUGUGUUGAUGAAGAAAGUCUUUGACACACACAUGCUCUUUUUGCAAAUCAACCAGUCAGCAGCAGCUCUCAAGCAUGUCUUUGCUGCCCUACGGCUGUUUGUGGGCAAGUUCCCAUCAGCAUUCUUCCAAGGACAAGCAGAUCUCUGUGGUUCCCUCUGCUAUGAAAUCCUGAAGUGUUGUAACCAUAGGUCACGUUUGACUCAGACAGAAGCGUCUGCUCUUCUUUAUUUUUUCAUGAGAAAGAACUUUGAAUUUAACAAGCAGAAAUCAAUAGUCAGAUCCCAUCUACAGCUCAUCAAAGCAGUGAGCCAGCUGAUAGCGGAUGCGGGGAUUGGCGGAUCUCGUUUUCAACAUUCACUUGCAAUUAUAAAUAAUUUUGCUAAUGGAGACAAGCAGAUGAAAAACGUUAAUUUCCCAGCAGAGGUGAAGGAUCUGACCAAACGCAUCAGGACAGUUUUGAUGGCCACAGCUCAGAUGAAGGAGCAUGAGAAGGACCCUGAGAUGCUUGUGGAUCUGCAGUACAGCCUAGCAAAUUCAUAUGCCAGCACACCUGAAUUACGUAGGACGUGGCUUGAAAGCAUGGCCAAGAUUCACGCGAGAAAUGGAGAUUUAUCAGAGGCUGCUAUGUGCUAUAUUCAUAUUGCUGCUCUCAUUGCAGAGUACCUGAAGAGAAAAGGUUACUGGAAAAUGGAAAAGAUUUGUACCUCACGUAUGCUCCUGGAAGAUGGUCAAGUCUCUGAUAGUAAUGUGUUACUAACAACUCACAAUGGAGGAAGCUUAUUUUCCAUGGGAUGGCCUGCUUUUCUGAGCAUUACCCCCAACAUUAAAGAAGAAGGUGCUAUGAAGGAAGACUCUGGGAUGCAAGAUACUCCCUAUAAUGAGAAUAUUCUUGUGGAGCAGCUGGAGCUGUGUGUUGAGUACCUGUGGAAGUCUGAGAGAUACGAGCUUAUUGCUGAGGUGAACAAGCCUAUCAUUGCUGUUUUUGAAAAGCAGAGAGACUUUAAAAGGCUGUCUGAUCUGUACUACGACAUCCACCGCUCGUACCUGAAGGUUGCAGAAGUGGUGAACUCUGAGAAACGUCUCUUUGGGCGAUAUUACCGUGUGGCAUUUUACGGGCAGGCUGUGGUAAGUCUAGUUCUUUUGCAUGUUUUGUUUAAUUCUCCUCACACAUCCUUCAUCCUUCCCUGUACUCUUAUUUAACAUUAACUUUCCUGUGCUCUCAAUUCUUUGGUUCAUGGCAGAUGAAAUAAUGUUGUUUCAUUCAUUGUUGCAUCCUGCAAACUAACUUUUGUUUGUUCAGUUAGCUGAAUUACCAAGCUGUAUCUGUUGUCAUGUUGUGUGUGCACUGUGGGGCCCAAUGCUGCAUCAUCUCAUCUCAGUGGAAGUUUCCCUCACCUUCACUGGGAGUGGGAUUGGACUCCUUCUUUCUCUGUUGAAAAUCUUGGAGUAGCAUUAAUGCUGUUUGAAUGCAAGCCUGCUUUCCUGGCCUGUGCAACAGCUCCAAAGAGGAAGGCUGUUGUGUCAGUCCGAGGUCCAUGGCAAUGGUAACUGGAGCACUCUGGGCAGGCUGCAGCCACCAUCCCGGUGGUCCCUUGUAGGAGCAAGCAAAUGGAGAGUCAGAGGGAAGUGGUGGCUCCUGGCUCUUGAGACAGAUUAGCAAGGCUGAACUUGCCAAUUGCAAGGAGAAAGUGAGCUGCACCUUAGGAAGGGCAGAGUUUCUCUUAUACCUGAUCUUCCUCCAAAUUGGGAGCAGCACAGGGGAAAACGUGACUCUCCUACUUGCAGCUUCUUGCCAGGGCUUUCCCAGGGGCAGUGGCUCUCCCAGGGGGUAAUUUAGCUGAAGCACUUCUGCUGAACUGGGUUAACAUCUCUGUUACAGUGCAAUGACUUUCCAGCUGCCAGUGCCACAAAGGGCAACUUCAUUUAAACAGCUUUAGUGCUCUAAAGCGUAUGACUUUGUCACAGCUGCGUGUUGCUCCGUCUGUUCCCUGGUGCCCCCGGUCACUGAGCUCUGAAUACAACAAGCACAACUUUCUCCUCGCCCUUUGCAGGAGAGAUGUUAUGUGGCAGAAAGUGGGACUGCUCUGUAUGGCUCCUUGCAGAGACAUAGUGACAGAAGUGUGUGGCAAUUAAAGGUAGAUCAUUCUUAUCAGUGUUACUUGUGCCUCAUUGACCAAGAUAAACAGGAGUGGGUGUAGAGAGGUGGUUAAGGAGGGUUUACCUGUACACAAAGCACCAUGGCACACAUGGGAGCUACAGAUGAAGCUUGACCUGGAAGGAGCGACAGAGGGAGCAGACUGUUCCCAUACACUGGUUGUGCCUGCAUAUUUUUUCCCUUUGGAAGGUUUUGUGUAUGUAUUUCUAUCAGUCCCUUUUUCCUGUGUGCCACUUGCUUCCAUUUUGGCUGUGCAGGUGGGAAGGUAUGGGGUCUUUUGGUCCUUCUAUUGCCAAGAGUAUUGCAGGCCUCCAUGCUGAGAUCAGUCUCAGUGCCCAAUCCAUUUAAAACACUAAAAGCAAUUCCCUUUCUUUCUGCUUCUGUCAGACUUUGCACACUUUCUCCCAAAAGCUAAUAGUGCAGGUUUUACUAGUAUUACACAGUUAAACAGAUGUAAAGCAAUAUGAAUCACUUUGCUUAGGCCACUACAAAAGGGAUGUCACAGAAGUAAACUCAGUAUGCAGGUAUGUGCAGGUAUGAGAUUCCUUUUCAGUCAUACACAUACACUAUUCUGUAAAAUAACCAGGGGUAGAUACAUAUGUAAGAACAUUCACAUUAAAAAUAUUAUUAAAUAUAUACAUUUAUGCAAUAAACAUUUUUUUUCAAUUGCAUCAAUACUAAAUAUAUACAUACAUAUGUUUUGGAAAAAUGGAACAUUGCUGUACUUUAACUGAAACAAAAGCUGCAGAGGAAGCAGAUUAAAGGACAAGAGAAUAACAUAAAUACUGUUUGCAGGGAGAGUUUUGGGGGUUCUCAGUUGAAAAAGAAGACCUGCAGGUGUACCUGAAAACCAUUCUUCAUGCAAAGGCAGAGACAGUAUUUGGUUGCUGCAUUGCUAUUGCUGCAGGGACCCUGCUCAAGGAUGGUUUGAAUUAAUGUGGUCCUCAGGGAGGAUGCAGUUGACUGUUUUCACCAGCAAGCUUUUUUGGCCAGCUCAGAGAGUUGGAUCUCAUGGCAGCUGCUGUUUUAGGCUGUGAAGUCUGUUAAGGUCCUUUGGUGACACCAUCUCAUUGCACCCCCAAGUGACCACACUAGCCAGCACAUAUGAUUUUAUUCACAGAUGAGUGAAAAGUCAGUAUCUUUCUUGAAUUAAAAACAAACAAAAAAAAUCUGUUAAAUAUACUGAAGAGCUGAGAAUUUAUUGUGCUGAUAAGCAAAGCCACUCAAGACUUGUUUUUCAGAGCAGUGUUAGGUUAAGCGUUUGUUCUGUAUGUGCAAGAAACUGUAGAAGUUGGGAGGGCAGAGUUUCAUAGUGUUAAGCUGAACUGCAGGUGUAUGUCUGAAGAGCAGAUGAUGUGCUCCUUUUCCAAAAGUGAUAGAACAGCUGUAGCUUCCCUUACCAAGGAGGGCAACAUCCUCACUUACUGUGGGAGGAGGCCCUCAGCUGAUAUAGACAGGGAAGGAUCCAUUAGAUGCUAAUUCUUGGCAGGUAAAGCAGAAGGCUUUUCCUCAGCAUGUCAGCUCUGGGAAUGGUGUGUGUUCUUCCAGCAAAGGGCGGAGAAGAGUCCAAUUUACUGUGAGCACCAAGGGCUGUGUCUAGGGGUGUGUGGGGAGGAAGAAGAGCCUUUUCAGAGCUCCCACAGUGAUAGCCCUGGGUCACAACUUGCCUCACUGGAAAUCAGAGCACAGUGGAAACCAAUAACCUACUGUCCAGGAGGUCAUCUCCCUUCCAUUACCUUCAGCUGUAAUAAUUUUCAUCUGAAAGGCUGCGUUGUCCUUGUAGGGCAAAACCAGCCAGUGUGAAAAUAAUCCAGGGAUAUGCAUCGAUAAUGUAACCUUAGCUGCUUAAUAUUUUGAAAUCCUGAAAUUGGAGGAUAUUUGGCUUCUGAAAAGUAUUUAAUCUUACUUUCAAUAGUCUUUGCCAGACAUAUAGCAUAUGGCAGACGUGAUUAUUUAUAGCUCACAAUUAACUUCUGCCUGUCACUUGUCAGCCGAAAUACUGUGGGGAAUAUGUACUUAAAUGAUGUCUCUUCCAUUAGAGAUGAGACUAAAUCUGUUAGUUGUUUGUUUUCAGGUAUUUUUUUUUAAGUAGAACUAUUAACACAGAUACCAUCCUAGUGUGCCAUGAAGCAUCAGCACAGAGAUUUGGCACUUACAUAUAAACAUUGUGUUCCAGCAUGCAAACAUAGACUGAAUCAGGGUUUAAGAGCAUAAACUAUAUUCUAGCUUGCUAUGUGAUUAAUUUGGAAAACAUGAGGGUUUUUGUUGAAAACACUGAAUGCUAAAAGAAAACAGAUGUCUUUUGACAGAAACAGUUCCUGAGUAGAGUGUUUAAGUAUAGUUGCAUCGAACUAAUGAGGUUUUCCCACAUAAAGCAGUUUUGCUUGGGUGGAAACAAGAUGAGAAACCAGAUUAUGAUCCUGCAGAUCUUUUCUCAGUGAAAUCAAUAGAAAGUUAAUUGCCUGCCCAGCUCAGUAGAUGUUUAUAGGGUGUCAGCUUUGGAGCUUGAGAUUUGUUCUCUAAUUACCUGUGAAGUUCUUUGUAUGCCUAUGGAGUUUAAUUGAUAAUGUUGUUAAAAGUUGUGCAAUGUUAAAAGGUCACUGUGAGACUGAUUAAGAUACUGUCAGAUGAGCUGCUGUUGCAAUUAGUCAUUGGUUUCCAGUAAUGCCCACAGUGCUCUUGGCACUGGCCUUUUAUUGCCCCUUAUCCUCCCUGGAGAAGAAGCCACAGAUACACUUAUUUGUUAAUCCCUAUUGAAAUAAAGUUUAAGGGUGGGGUUCAACAAGCAUUGAAAUUUUCAGCUAUUUUAUUUUAAUUCAGUAUAUUUUUGUGAAGAUUUGCCUAGUCAAUAAUUUUAGUGGCCAAAGUUGAAACAGCUGGAUUUUGCAUGAGUACCUUCCAAAGAGAUUUUGGAGGUAUGUCUUGACUUCAUUAAUUUCUCCUUCUCUGUUUUUCAACAGAUGGCAGUUUGCCUAGGUAUAUUGUAGAAGUAGCUGUCCAAGCCACAUCAUGUUAAGUUUAAAGGGCCUUGGGUCUGACAUCAUUAAUGCAAUCUGCCUUUCCACUUAUCCCUGCAGCUUUGGGUGUUUUUGUCCGGGUCACUUUGCAUUAAGGUGAAAGGAGGAGGCUUUGAGUGCAGCUGCAGUGGUACACAUCCAGAUUUCAGCAGCAGCAUAUGAAAUCCUAGGAGGAGGGCUGGUGCAGCUCAUGGCAUUGGGAUAAAUCCAGUCCUUGUUAAUGGGGCACCUGCUGCUUUCUGCUCAGCUGGGAGAGCUUCUCCCAGGGUGUUGGUGUACAUGUCCAUCAUGUAGCAGUUGAAUGUCUCACCUGCAGGGGAUGCAGUGCUGUUUAAAUUUCUUCUGAAGCCUGAUAGGUUCUUGUUCAGCACAUCAAUUGAGCCUUUUAUUACAGCUCUGCCAAGUCCAUCCAGUAUAUUAAGUAAUGACCUUAACAAGAUUGAACUUUUUUUUUUUUGCAAAGGAGCACAGUCUGUGUGUCUUUUUUGCUUUUCUUUUUCUUUUCAAAUGUAAAUCAUUUACUGAUUGUCUCUGAAAAUGCUGCAAUUCUAUAUGACCUUUCAAGAUGCCACCAGAGUUCCUCUUCAGCUGUCCUGAGGAGAUGCAGACCAGUUCCCAGUUGCUCCCCAUGCCAUGGCCACAGGCAGCAGUGCCCAGCUUUUGCCUGCACACAUGGCUCCCAGACAGGAUGUGCUGCGUGUGUCAUGCUGCACACACCCCAGCUGGGCUCAGCAUCCAACAGAGAGCUGUUAUACUCAUGUGCUGUUAUACUCCAGUGCUUCUCAAAUAGUUAAUUUUUAACCAAAUGAUUCAAAUUUAAAGAAUUUUUAAUGUCCACUUUUAUUCCAUGAGGGUUUUGUCAUCAUACACACAUCAGCAUUCUCAAGAAAGCCCUUUACUCUUUAAACAGCUUGGUCUCUUACAUGAAUAAAUGUGUAGGAGUUAUUUCCUGGGUAACUUUGGAGGCUGCAGACCAGUAAAAAUGCAGACAUCUAGGUAUGUGUCUGCUAGGACUGGAGAGAGGUAAGCUUUUAAUUUAGGUGCUGGAAGUGGCCUACUGGAUGCUCUGGUGGGUAUACAGGCAACCUUGAUUCCUCAUGUAAGCACCUUGUUUAAGCUUUGCCCUGCCUGUUGUGUUCACUGUA
This is a messenger RNA of Pseudopipra pipra, 11090 nucleotides long. RefSeq names its product dedicator of cytokinesis 10 (gene DOCK10). The transcript has 51 exons. The record is from RefSeq and is a predicted model, not a curated record. Gene Ontology annotation, molecular function: guanyl-nucleotide exchange factor activity. Bases 181 to 5973 code for a protein of 1930 amino acids. NCBI's taxonomy places the organism in Eukaryota, Metazoa, Chordata, Aves, Passeriformes, Pipridae. Gene Ontology annotation, biological process: regulation of cell migration; small GTPase-mediated signal transduction; positive regulation of GTPase activity.